AUGGCUUUAUGUUUCGAAAAAUUCUUAUCUGACAAAGCUACAAAAAGAAGAACUCGUAACUCCAUCAGCAGGCACAACAUAAUCAUCAAAGACAUCAAGGAUGAAGAAAUAAUCUGCGAAUUUAAUGAACAAUCAGAAGUAAUCGUGAAAGUUAUUGAAAAAGAAGUACAGACUGCAUCAUGUAGUUCCUGUGAGAAAUUUUGCGAGCAUCAAGAGAUAACUGUAAGAUUUCUAGCAAGUCAUACAUCUUUAAAGAGGAAAAUUGACGAUGACGAUAAUUCUAGUGACGAAGUUGAUAACGUUAAAAGAAUUAAGCUAUCAGAGAAUGAAGAAAACAGUCCAGCUGUGGCUAAUACAGUAAAAUAUCCUGAAAUAAAAAUAUCAAAAAAGAAGAAGAAAUCAAACCUUACUGAAAAGCAGCUUGAAGAGAUUAAUAAAGUUGGUGACAAGCUGAGAAUUGACAAUUUGAUAAAAUCCUUUGGCAAAAAAGGAAGCUACAAUGAGUUCUAUAAACACUGUGCUAAAAUCAUGUCUGAAAACAUGGAUCUUAUAAAAUUAGCUAAUAAGUUGACAAUCGAGCAGGCUGAUACAGAUUUAUGGCACCAAUUGAGAGUUGGGCGAGUAACAGCAAGUCGAUUGUAUGAGACAACAAAAUGUACUGUUAAAAAUGGAAGUUUGGUUGAUAAAUUUCUUGGAAAAUCAUCAGGCUGGUCAUUUAUGAUGAUGAGAGGAACUGUAUUGGAAGAAUAUGUCUUUAAGGAAGUCCAGAAAGAAUAUCCAACAUUAAAGCAAUGUGGUCUAAUCAUGUGUCAUAAAGUGCAUCCAUUAUUUGCAGCAUCGCCUGACGGCUUACAUGAGGACUUUGUGCUUGAAAUAAAAUGUCCAGGAACUGCAAACACUUUUCAGCAAUACACAAAUCUUGACAAGCUUAAUAAAAAGUAUUUUGCACAGAUCCAACUGCAAAUGUUUGUGACUGGAAAGAGAAAGGCACUGCUGGCUGUAGCAUCACUUGAUUUUGAGACAACAAGAAAGAUAACAAAACUGUGGAUUGAAUAUGAUGAAGAAUAUACAACACAAAUGAUUACGGAUGCAUCUGAAUUUUAUGAGCAGGCUGUUUAUCCUGCCUUAAAACGUAAAUUUUUACAUUAA
Chironomus riparius is the source of this 1149-nucleotide messenger RNA. The record is from the annotation of a GenBank genome assembly. NCBI's taxonomy places the organism in Eukaryota, Metazoa, Arthropoda, Insecta, Diptera, Chironomidae.